AUGAAUCAGUACUCAAUACUCUUCGAAGAGAUCGCGCCUGAUAGGCCGUAUCUACAGAUCAUCUCUGGCGUGUGCUCCGAGUCGGGCCUCGACCGUGUCGAGGGCUCCGUCUCAGCACUGGUUCAGUGGCUGCGGGGCCAGGAGGAACAUGUCACUGCCGUCUACUUACUGCCAACGAGCACAGACGCGGACAUCGUCAUGGCGCACCUCAGUUCAAACGACGAACUGGACCCUUCGAUUGUGAGUAGACGACCCAGCCCAGCACAUGUGCUCAUCACAUCCUGUCAGGACUUUCUGAUAGAUGAGCUGGUGGGUGAAAUCCUCGCCGCUGAAAACGUGGUCGUUGUCGUCAACCUCGACCGCGGCAUAGUCAACUCGCACAUGGCGGCCAUGGCCACAACCAUCUUCUCAAAUUUAAAGCCCAGAGACCAGACGAAUAUGCGCAUGUUCGCGCUGAUCACCCUCUCGCACGAGAAUCUUUCAAAACCUGGGGCUACACAGAUACUUGAUCCCGAGCUUGUCUACCGUGCGGUGCGACGUGGAGGCUGGCAAGUCUCACAACACACCUUCACGCUCAAAGUUGAACGGGGCCAGGAUAGCUGGUCUAUGCGUACCAAGCAAAAGCCAGGUACCGAACAGUUCGACCGGGCCCAGAGGGCGAAUGCGCUCAACCAGCUGCAGGAGGUGUUUCAAAGGGACACGCAGAAGAAAGAGGCUUCGAGCUACAAGACAGUGCUGCUGAUGAGCCAGGGGCGGUUCCGGAGGCUCGUAGCCUCCAUCACAUUCGUCAAAGUCAGGGCCUCCUUUAUCCACGGUGGGACACCCGCCACACAGGUCAGGAGGGUCCUCGAGGACCAGCAGCCGGGCUUCGUCGUCAUUGGUAUCUCCACGGAGGUCGGCAUCCUGCCCCGUAUCCCCGGCCUGAGGACGGUCAUCGCUGAUUUCUACGCCGACCGGUUCGAUUUCGAUGAUGCCGUGGGCCAUUCGGUAGCCCAUGAGAAAGAUGCCUUCUUCAUUCGCACGGAGCAACUGCUUGAUGUCGUCAAUGGGUCCUCGGACGUGAAUAUCGUCACCUUGUGUCUCGACAAGGAGGUCAGUCCGACGAUGCUGCGACAGAUCCCAGCACAUCAUACGGGGGAGAUGUUCCACCUGAUCAUGAGGGUGGCGGCGAUAUGCCCUGAGUUGCCCUUGCUGCAUGUGCCCUGCCUGGUGCUCCCAGAUGAGCUCCCCCGGUUCUAUGAGCGCCUGAGGCGUCUCCACAUGUGGGGCCUCGUCAAGCUCAGCGGCUGGAACCACAACUGCAUGAUCUCCCUCGGUGGCCCGAGGGCUCAGCUGAUGGGCGAGCUGGCUCAACAUGAAACCAACAUCCACAGCCUGAACCUCCUGGCCAGCGCAAUGUACGGUGGAACAAAGAUGUCCAUCAAGGAGCGGCGUGUACUUGUGUGGCUUGCUGCGAUCAUCGCGCAUGGUCCAUCAGCCGUCCUCGUCCACCCAGACAAAGACACUCGCUACUCCGAGGAGAAGGUGGGAGGUGGUUCUGUUCCUCCCAUCGGCCGAAGGGGUGAGAUUUGGUCGGCUUUCCUGGGAAUGUGUUACUUCUACACCAACAAGACCUCCGCAGCCAAGACGCCAUAUGCGGUCGACGAGGCCGAGGCCCAGCAGGUGCUGGAGAGGAUCCGAUGGUGGCUGGACUCCGCUCAACUUACCGAACCUGAGGAAGAUUCUACAGAUGCGGGACAGCUUUCGCACGGCGAGAUCGCGCUCAUCGACCGAGAGCUUGUCCGGGCCUUCAUCUACAACAUUUGCAUGUACGACAAGGUCACCCACAGGCUGGUGGAUCUCCUCUCAGAGAAGGAGAUCCGGCUUGACUCAGUGGCUCGGCCGAACCUGGAAGCCCAUGGCGGCAUGACAGACGAGAAGGUCGUGUUUGCAGUCUACACUCAGCUGGAAAAGCUAUCUGCCGAUUAUGGCGCAAGGAACCUCACCGUGGUGUCCCACGAUGCAGUGUACACCGAGCUGCUACGCAUUGCACCUCGAGCAAGUGUUCGGCCGGGGCAGUCUCCUAUCGACUUGGACAUUCUCCGCCCAAGGACUGCGCCAGUUUUGGCCCCAACGGCGGGCGAGCCCCUGGCACCCGAGGCCGAUGAACCUGCGGGAGUGUCAAAUGACAACUUCCCAGUGCAGAAGAGUCGGCAGUUCAAGUUGGGCUAUGGCGACCAGCUUGUCAUUGACAACUAUUAUCGCUAUAGCUAG
Molecule: messenger RNA, 2253 nt
Organism: Diaporthe amygdali
Lineage: Eukaryota; Fungi; Ascomycota; Sordariomycetes; Diaporthales; Diaporthaceae
Exons: 1
Coding region: 1-2253 (750 amino acids)
Source: RefSeq, a predicted model, not a curated record